AUGCUGCUCAACGUGGCGAGGAUGAGCUACAUGGCAAGCUCCAACGCAACGAGCAAGCAGAUCAGCUGCAUGCACAACAUGCGGAGCAAAACCAUGACGCCCUACACGAGGAGCAACCAUGCGGUAUCACUCAACAUGGCGCGUACCAAUGUAGCGUGCAACAGACAGAGACAUGCUUCAAUGUCUACGUCCAGCCACGCGUGGCCGAGGAACGCGCAAAUGAACCCAGGGUCGAUGGUGAUCUUUACACGUACGGACUCGUCCAAGGCGGAGCGAGAGGUCGCAGUCGUGAAGGGUCCAGCUCGAGGAGGAAGAUUCAUCUUGCUGGAGACCGAGGAGGAAGGAGUUCAGAUCGCUGUCCGAAGGUCAAACGUGAAGAUCUCUCUGCCCGACCCACCCCAGGGAUCGUGGAAAGCUGAAAGCGUGAAGGGGUUGAAGGAAGCAGCGCAAUCUUUGUGCGGCAGCUUGCAGGAGGAUCAUCUAAGGCAAGUGUGGGAGGACCUGCGAACAGACAAUGAGGAGCGAGCGGUCGAGCUGAGUGAACUGGCAGAGAAUCUGUUCCAGGACACCUCAGCCAGCGGAUUAUUCGCGGCGUACACAACAGCAGCGCGGUCUCGGUCCUUGUUCACUCCUCUCAACAACGGUCUCGUCCUCGUCCAUCCUGAAGAGAAGGAGACCAACAUGAGCCCCGGGAAGGCAGUGGAGUCCCAUCCAUCCCUGGAGAAGCUCAUCAUGAAGAUCGUUGCACAUCUCGACGGCAUGGCCCCGCCCGAGUCACCAACGAUGGAAGUAGUGGAGGACGAGGAGGAGCUGAUGCUGUACCUCGAGCAGUACGCCAUGGGCCUCCGAACGCUGGAAGGCCUUCCGAAGCUGAUGCAGGUGCUCAUCUACAAGCGCACGCUCGUGUCUAAGGACGGCAACGAUCCUCGCCUUGUCGCUGCCAACAUCUUAUUCAGCACCAGGCAUUGGAUCCCCGGGGAGAACAUUCAUGUCAAGCGAUACCUCAAGCUCUUUGAUGUGCCCAGCGCGGCGGAGGAGCAGGCGCAGAAGCUGACGGAACAACCCCCAGCUGACGCUCUGCAAGGGCUCAGAGAGGGCGUUGACUCCAUCGCCUUCGCGGUGGAUGAUUCGACAGAGAACAUGGACAUCGACGAUGCUGUCGGGCUGCAGUACGAGGGCGAGGGCGAGUGGGUCCUGAUUCAUGUGGCGGACCCGGCUCGACUGUGCCUGCAGGACACGGAUCUUGACAAGCUCGCGCUAGAGAGAGCCUCUACCGUCUACCUCCCCGAGACCAGGAUCCCCAUGCUCCCCCAGACCUUGACGCGCAGUGCAUCGCUCGCUGAGCAGCGAGACAACGACGGGCUGACGUUCGCUGUGCGGCUGGGCCACUCCGGUGACAUCGAGGAGUACAGGAUCGUUCCUUCGCGCGUCAUCAAUGUGAAGAAGGCCACCUACUCGCAAGUGGACGAGCUGCUGACGUGGAACCCGGAAGCGGCGCUAGAGGAGCGAGAAGGACGAGGGGAUGCUGAGCAAGUGAAGAGCAGUUUCAUCCUUCAAAGGCUCAUGACGCUCGCAAAGCGUAGGAUGUCAUUCCGCAUGCUACAAGGAGCCUUGUCCACACAGAUCCCCAAGGCUCAGGUCACUGUCUGGGACGAGAUUGUGAACGGGGAGAAGAGAAAGGAAGUCAAAGUUGAGAUUUCGUCUCAGACUCCGUCGAGGAUGAUGAUAGCAGAGUUCAUGCUUCUGGCGGGCGAAGUAGCUGCGAGGUUUGCACACGAGCGAGGGAUACCCUUCGUCUACCGCACGCAGCUUCCUGUGCUCAAAGUUCCCGACUUUCCUGACCUCGAUCACUUCCGAAACGAGGCUUGCAGGAACUUUCAACAAGUUCUGAUGAUGAAACCUGCUGUCAACCUUGUCAUGCCCGCUCGUCAUAACGGACUUGGACUCUCUCUUUAUUCUCAGAUCACUUCGCCCAUCCGCCGCUAUAUGGACCUCUUGCUUCAUCGUCAGCUCCGAGCUUCGCUGCUUGGCUCUGCUCCUGCAUACUCUACGGAUCGCCUGCAGCACCUCAUCACAAAGCUCGAUCGCAAGGUCGCCGCCAUCUCGCGCCUGCAGCGAAGCUCCGAGAGGUUUUGGAUCCUCGAGUACCUCCGAAGGAAGGGCCCCGACAUCAUCCUCUCCGGCACGGUCCUCCGAUCCUACAACCCUGCGGGUCUCGUCAGCCAAGUGUCCAUCCUGUUGGACGAGCUGGGACACAUCGAGACGCUGCGAGUGGCCGACAAGGCGCCGAAAGUUGGGGCGAAGGUAAACGUGCAAGUCAAGGAGUGCAACCCGGUGAUAGGGACGAUAAAACUUGAGCUGGUCAGAUUGGAAUAA
Molecule: messenger RNA, 2376 nt
Organism: Guillardia theta CCMP2712
Lineage: Eukaryota; Cryptophyceae; Pyrenomonadales; Geminigeraceae
Exons: 9
Coding region: 1-2376 (791 amino acids)
Biological process (GO): mRNA catabolic process
Cellular component (GO): exosome (RNase complex); P-body
Molecular function (GO): 3'-5'-RNA exonuclease activity; RNA binding
Source: RefSeq, a predicted model, not a curated record